GUUCCGGUUAUCCUAUUGUACAAAACUUUAGUUAAAUUUAACCGAAGCAAGUUUCUGGUUAAAUUUAACCAACCUCUCUGAUACUGGUUAAAAGUUAACCAAUAUACAAAAUGGCUGCCUUUAUACCAAACGCCAGACGACCUAGACGGUUUAGACGAGUAAACAGACAAACUGACGACUUGGACAACGAGGAACUUCGACGACGCUACAGAUUUGGAUCUGAAAAUUUGGACAGACUAGAGGACCUCAUUGGGGAUCGACUUCGACAUGGGACGAACCGUAAUUUUUCUUUGACUGCACGACAGCAAAUACUGAUAGCACUCAGAUUUUUUGCAUCUGGGUGCUUUCUUCAGUUAAUCGGGGACACAUUUGGUGUCGACAUUGCCACUGUGUCCCGGACUAUUACCAGGGUGACGGACGUUUUAUUUUCACUGAAGGACGAAUACAUAAGAUUUCCAACGACGGAUGACGAAAGACGGACUGUUCAACAGGGAUUUUAUAAAAUAAGACAAUUUCCCGGCGUUGUUGGUUGUAUAGAUGGCACACAUGUUAGAAUAAUUUCUCCGCCGAAAGAUCAAGAGGCAGCUUACGUAAACAGAAAACGAUAUCACUUCAUAAAUGUCCAGGCUACUUGUAAUCAUCGCGGUAUGUAUACUGUUGUAUCUCACAAUGGUUGCCUCCCUUCCUACCAGGGGUUCCCUAUGGGGUUUUAAGUGUUGACAGAAAACAUUUAUUAAUACAACUUCAUUUCAUUUAUGACUGUGUGGAAAUGUUGUUGCUGAGUGAUAUUGUUUGUAGUGUAAUUAUUUUUAAAACAAUUGUUGUCAAAUGGGAAAAUUCACAUCUAUCUAUGAUGUAUUUAUUAAAAUGAGCCGCGCCAUGAGAAAACCAACAAAGUGGUUAAGCGACCAGCAUGAUCCUUGCCGUUCGAUAACGUUUUCUCUAAAGCUUAAAAAAAUGUUUGUUUGCGGUAUCCCGACCUACCUGAAAUUUUUGGCCCGACCUUAAAUGUUUUUAUGGCCUUGGAAAAUAUUUUUUCAACUUUUUUUAACAAGAAGUUGCAAAACUGCACUUAAAUUUAUGCUUUAAACAUUACCCUUUUUAUGCUUUUAACAUGGCCAGUGAUGUUAGAAAUCAUCUAACCGAUGCUCUAAAGGCAUAACCCCCUUAUGUGUAUCCAUUUUUUGACACAAAAAUAAUUUCCGAACAGUCUCCCUUAAAAAAAUUCCAAAAAAAGAGAAAAUUUCCGACCUACCUACCCUAA
This is a messenger RNA of Mercenaria mercenaria, 1264 nucleotides long. Its product is annotated as putative nuclease HARBI1. The transcript has a single exon. The record is from RefSeq and is a predicted model, not a curated record. Lineage: Eukaryota; Metazoa; Mollusca; Bivalvia; Venerida; Veneridae. The coding region runs from base 111 to 713 and encodes 200 amino acids.